AUGUCCGUGAACAACAAGAUCCUCCGCACCGCCAAUGCCCCCACCACGGCUCCAGAUGAGACCGAAAUCAACGUCGCUCAAGCCCUGAUAGAUUUGGAGAACAAUGUCCCCGAGCUCAAGGCUGAGCUUCGCCCUCUCCAAAUCUCAGCAGCCCGGGAAGUCGAUGUCCGAGGUGGCAAGAAGGCCAUCGUCAUCUUCGUCCCCGUUCCCCAAUUGAAAGCUUUCCGCAAAGUCCAACAGAGGCUUACUCGGGAGCUUGAGAAGAAAUUCGCCGACCGUCACGUUGUAUUUGUUGCACAACGCCGAAUGCUCCGUAAACCAACGCGCACCUCCCGCGUCAAGCAAAAGAGGCCCCGCAGCCGCACUCUUACCAGCGUCCACGAACGAAUCCUAGAGGAUCUAGUUUUCCCCACGGAGAUCGUCGGAAAGCGCACCCGAGUGUCUGUAGACGGCUCCAAGCUCCUUAAAGUCUUCCUCGACUCCAAGGACGCCACAUCGCUUGAAUACAAGCUCGAUUCGUUCACAUCUGUGUACCGGAGAUUGACUGGAAAGGAUGUUGUUUUCGAAUUCCCGGUGGUCGCGCAAGAGUAG
This is a messenger RNA of Pleurotus ostreatus (oyster mushroom), 591 nucleotides long. It is a transcript of the gene RPS7, whose product is annotated as 40S ribosomal protein. Gene Ontology annotation, molecular function: structural constituent of ribosome. Bases 1 to 591 code for a protein of 196 amino acids. Gene Ontology annotation, biological process: ribosomal small subunit biogenesis; translation; rRNA processing. The record is from RefSeq and is a predicted model, not a curated record. The transcript is spliced from 3 exons. Gene Ontology annotation, cellular component: 90S preribosome; ribosome; small-subunit processome. Lineage: Eukaryota; Fungi; Basidiomycota; Agaricomycetes; Agaricales; Pleurotaceae.